CACUAGAUUCCCGCUUUAAAGUGCACGACACGCUUUGCUAGCAAAAAUAUACAAAACAGUUUGUAUAUAUAGAAAAAAUAAUAAUAAUGACAAAUCGGGAUGACCUUAGCUCUGCGGCCAAGCACAAAUUUGUGGAAGCCGCGGCUCGUGCUAAAGUUCCACUGGAGACUUUACCAUAUGAAAGCUACAAGUCGCCUUCUGGCGAGGAGUUUAAACUAUAUUGCCGCGCCAAGAGCGAUAUGGAUGCAAAGACUCUGAAAUGGACAUUUAAACUGGCGGAGCAGAAUGUCGGCCCAUUCUAUAAGCAGCUUAAAAUGGGCUGGCAGCCAAAGGUUAAACAUUCUGAGCUAAAUAAGAACUGGGCACGUUUCUUGGUGGCCCAGAAUGAUCAGAAGCAACCCGUGGCCUACACUAUGUUUCGCUUCGACAUGGACGGUGGCGACUGUGUGCUCUACUGUUACGAAAUACAAAUUGCUCCCGAGUACCGAAGAAAGGGUCUUGGAAAGUUCAUGAUGCAAAUGCUCGAAGCUUGUGCUAGACUUUGGAAAUUGGAAAAAGUUAUGCUUACCGUGCUAAACAAUAAUGAUAAUUCGUUAACGUUUUUUAAAGCGCUUGGCUAUGCCAAGGAUGAGACAUCACCCGAUGUAUUAGAAAAAGCUGACUAUCAGAUAUUAAGUAAGUCCAUGCUGGGCUAAUUACUUUAAUUAUUUAACAAAAAUAUUUUAUGUGCGGUACAAACAAAA
Drosophila navojoa is the source of this 743-nucleotide messenger RNA. It is a transcript of the gene Naa40, whose product is annotated as N-alpha-acetyltransferase 40. Gene Ontology annotation, cellular component: nucleus. Gene Ontology annotation, molecular function: protein N-terminal-serine acetyltransferase activity; histone H4 acetyltransferase activity; histone H2A acetyltransferase activity. NCBI's taxonomy places the organism in Eukaryota, Metazoa, Arthropoda, Insecta, Diptera, Drosophilidae. The record is from RefSeq and is a predicted model, not a curated record.